AUGCUUGUUGACAUGGAUAAUUUAGCUACUAGAUAUAAUUCAUUAUCUCUUUUGAAAAUGAAAAUGUUAACUGAAGCUGCUGUCCAACGUUUUCUUCGUCUUUACGAACGAAGUUUUCAAUUAAUGAAAGGGCCAUUUCGAACGGUUGAAGCAAAUAAUGGGAUGGAUAAUAUGACGGUGAAUGAAUUAGUCGACAGUUUUACAUUAGGAAUUUAUGGACAACAAGUAACACAACUUCAUGCAAUCAUGACUUUGAUAGCCUUAGCUGGUAGAGGCCAGUCUGUUAAUGGAGGCAAUUAUCAGAUUUUCGAGAACAUGAUCAAAGCCAGUUCAGCAAAACUAAAAAUGAAUCAGACAGUGACAAAAAUCAUCAAAAACAUGGAAGAUGGGAAGUGGACUGUAACAACAGCAGAGUCUUCCAAUAAAUACGAUAUUGUCAUUCUUGCCACGCCUCCACAUCAAUCAAACAUCACUCUGAUCAAUAUCCGAGAUGAAAUUACCAAAGUCGACUAUGUUCAACAGCAUAUUACUUUAUUUACAACGAAUGCCACUCAUUUAGGCUCUUCUUAUAUGAAAAUGGCUACCCCUAUUUCUUUUUUUGUUACUCGACAUCUUGAACGUCAAAAUACUACUAAAAAUCUGAAACUUGAUGUGGAGGUCAUGAGCAUGUCUAAAUUACUCUAUCCCACUAAGGAACACCUUGUCAAAUUAUCCAGCCCUACGUAUUUAAAUGAUGCGAAACUCGCGAAAAUCUUUGAUGAAAAGGCUAAUAUUAGUUGGGUGUACAGAAAAAUGUGGCAUGCUUAUCCUCGAGCACCACCAAAAAACGAUGCAAACUUUCCUCCAAUCAAUCCAGAUAAAGGUUUCUAUUGUGCUAAUGCAUUUGAAAGCUUUAUUAGUACAAUGGAAACUCAAUGUUUAGCAGCACACAAUAUCAUUCGACUUCUUCUAGCUGACUAUGGUUACGAUGAGAAAGCAGCUACACUUGCUGAUAAUUAUUGGAUUGAUACAAAAAGUCACUGA
Messenger RNA from Rotaria sordida, 1023 nucleotides. Lineage: Eukaryota; Metazoa; Rotifera; Eurotatoria; Philodinida; Philodinidae. The record is from the annotation of a GenBank genome assembly.